GCGUCAAGCACUGAAGGGGUGGCUCCCGCGAUUCUUGUUGUCAGGGUGUUUUUGUUUCCGGAAACAAGAAAACACAUAGCAAGGUGUUCUUAUUCCCCGAUCUCGUGCGGUCUGUGGGCGGCAUCGCACCAGCUUCUCCUCCUCUACUCUUCGCUGAGCACUGCGAUGGCGAGUUCGUGGUCGCGGGCGCUGACGCAGAUCUCGCCCUACACCUUCGCCUCCGUCGGCAUCGCCAUCUCCAUCGGCGUCUCGGUCCUCGGGGCCGCCUGGGGGAUUUAUAUCACCGGGAGCAGCUUGAUUGGUGCCGCGAUCAAAGCCCCCAGAAUCACCUCGAAAAAUCUCAUUAGUGUUAUCUUCUGUGAGGCUGUUGCUAUAUAUGGAGUUAUCGUUGCAAUUAUCCUACAAACGAAGUUGGAAAGUGUGCCAGCAUCGAAAAUAUAUGAUCCAGAGUCUCUAAGAGCAGGAUAUGCAAUUUUUGCUUCUGGGAUUAUUGUGGGUUUUGCAAAUCUGAUGUGUGGGCUUUGUGUAGGAAUAAUUGGAAGCAGUUGUGCUCUAUCCGAUGCUCAAAAUUCAACACUUUUUGUGAAGAUUCUGGUCAUUGAAAUAUUUGGUAGUGCACUUGGGUUAUUCGGCGUGAUUGUUGGAAUUAUUAUGUCAUCGCAAGCAACAUGGCCAGCAAAAUCAACAUGAGCUGUUUUCGUCAGGGCCAAUGAGCUUCAUUUGUUCCCCGAAAGAUCAAAUCUGUGCAGUAUAUCUCAAUCAUGAUCAGCACUCACAACUUUCUUCAUCAGAGAUCUCUAUAUCUAUCCCUCAGCUGAAGUUGCAGUUUCGUUUCAUCUUCUGCGAGUUCCAUUCCGUUCCUCCUUUGAUCUCCACAAUCCCGGCCGAGCUGCUCGUCUUCUUCUUGCUCAAAUUGACCAACCAAACAACCAUGAGCUGCAGCAAUCAGACGCCUCAUUUCGUCUUGGUUCCCUUCUUUGCCCAAGGUCACAUGAUCUCCAUGCCCCGUCUUCUCGCUGGCUUGCAGAUUCGGCUCGCCGAGCUCAGUUUCCCCUGCGCUGACGCUGGAUUGCCGAAGGGCUGCGAGAACUUGGACCUCCUCCCGUCGGCAGAACUCAUGCUCAACUUCUUUGCAGGGUUGAGCAUGCUGCGAGAAAUCCUUGUCGCCCUACCUCCGUGGGCAGUGGCCGAAGCCAAGCUGCAUCAUCUCCGAUUCAUGCAUGAUGCAUCCCGUGGACGAGGGACGUGGCUCACGAGUUCCGAGUGCCUCGUUUGGUGUGUUCCAUGGGCCCUCCUGCUUCUUCCUCAGGUGCAGUCAGAACGUGAGUAAGCACAAGUCCGGUGAGCAGUCCGCUGACCUAUUCGAACCUUUGCUCGUGCGCGACCUGCCUCACAAGGUGGAGGUGGUAAGAGACCAGUCUUUGAAGUUCUUUAGCUAUCCAGGAUGGGAGAAGCAUCAUGACGAGGCGAUGGAAGCUGAUGGGUUGGUGAUGAAUAGCUUUCAUGAACUGGAGGCUUCGUACAUCGACAGCUACCAGGCGGCGCUCGACAAGAAGGCUUCCUGCUAUAACUUUCAUCGGCUGCCUUUUAGUUCUGCAGUUAGUGGGGUUCGGUCCCUGUUGAGUUGGGCUUUGGGCCGGAUUUAUAUAUCUCACCGGCUUCCCUACGUAGCUCGGCCCAACAGGCUCAGAUUUCUCCGAGCCCAUAUAUAUAUAUAUAUAUAUAUAUAUAUAUAUAUAUAUUAUAGUAGAAAACAUAUACCGAUUUGUUUGGGGAUUUAAACGCAAAAAAGAAUCGCAUGAACAUUCUAAAAGGCGAGAGAUAAGCUCGGAAGAAGCAGCCGGCGGACGCGGGAGGGGACAUGUGGUCGCUGACGGCGAAGGUCCAAGGAGGCAGAGGACAGGGGAUGCCGCACGACUAUUUGUAGCGCAUUCACGAUCUCCAGCUCCAGAUUCUGCAGAAGACCAACAAACUCCUGCGCCUUGAAGCAUCCCGACGCCUGAGGUACAUGCCCCCAUUCUAAAACCCUAACCCUAGAAUUGCUUUCUUGGGCGUUUGUUCUUCGCGUGCUCGGCGUCCUAUUCAUUUAUCGUGUUUGGGCGGUGUUAUAGUUUGUUUUAUGGAAUGUUGAAUGUUAAAGCAAGGAAGAUAAGAUUUAAAUUCCAAUGCCAUUUUUUGUUCAUGGCGACGGCUUAUGUGGGUUGUGGUUGCGGUAAGGAUGCUCCGAGAGGAACUGCAGGUUCUUCAGGAGCCUUCUGCCUAUGCCGAUGAGGUGGUGAAAGUUACGGGGAUACCAGAGAAGAAGGGAUGGAAGGCGGGGGACGGGUAUCGAAGGCAUGAGAAAUCAAGGAACAAGGCCAGAAGGUUGUUAUCUACCUGUUGCACAAGUUGAUAUAUGAUUUAUGCACAUGUUUAGUCUCUAUUUUCAAAAUACAUUUGUAAGCAUCGGGGUUCUUUUAGUACAUAAAAUUGAUCAAGCACUUCUUCUGCUGAUAUCAGUGAUGUUGGAGAGUAAAUCUGAAACCGAGUCUUAUAGUUAUAGCAUCUAUGAUGAUGAUGGAAAUUGCAAACGACAAGGAUGAAAGUCUCAAGGCCUUUUUUUUCUGGUAGCUCUAAUUUCUUAACUUUAAAGUUUCUUUAGUGCUUCCAAUGAAUCCAUGUAGUUGCUUGUUAAGAUCAUGAAAUGAAAAUAAUAAAAAUGAAAAUUUUAUGUAUAUAGUAGACUUUCCCUCUUCCGUAAUUGUCAAUAGAAGUUGGAGGCUAGUUAUCCGUUAAAGAAGCAAAACACAUGGUUGAGUUAUUUCUGAUAUUUGACUUAUGUGCUGUUUUAUCCAAUCCGAACAUGUAUUCUCCGUGUUUGUGAAUCAUAUGCUGCUAUUGUUGCUAUUUAUUUUAUUUUAUUGCCUUCUUUAACGCUCUUGAGAUAUUGCUGGGAUUUCACCACACCCUUAACUUGAAGCUUCGGCAGAAGCCCAUCUAGAAAAAAUUAGAAGUCCCGUUGGAAAAUUGUUAGCAAAGCUCCAGCUGAUCAGAAUAGGGGAAGUAAAAAAGCAGAAGCCCUGUUAAAGUUCAUAGUAGAAGCAAGUCAAAUCUCAACAAGGUCCUUGCAGCAGAGAAUCCAAAUGAGAACAUGGUGAUAUCAUGCUCUAAUACUUUUUUGAGCCGAGUUAGAAAACCUUGAUACGGUUGUGUUUGUGCCUGAAGAUCAAUAAUUUCCAGUUAACACAUGACCUGCUAAUCAUGAUGUUGUUCAUUUAUAGCAACUUUUAUCUUUAAGGAUGAUUAUUUAUCACUUACAUCUCAAUGUUUCAACGAUUACAACCGUAGUCACCAUCAUGGAGAUUCUUAAAAACAGUGGUUUUGCAAUGAGUAGAGUAAGAAUUUUUUAUUCUGUUAUUUAUCCUGUUAGAUAAUACUACCACAUUGUUGGACUCAAUUGCGAAAAAAUAAAUCAGAGAUAUUGACAUCUAUUGUUGAUGUGAAGAACGAAUCAAGAGGGUGAUCAAUGCAAAAGGCCAAGGUAUGAUGUUAACUACUGAUUUAAGCCUGAGGUAUGGUGUCACGGUAAGGUUACUCUUUCACGACUGAAGUACUUAUAGUAACUGAUAGCUGCAGCAACGGAUGAAGACACUACGGAUGGUGAGGAGCAGACCUGUAAGAACAAAUUCUCACUUUUGUGUUUUGUGCUCAUUUGAGAUACUAAAGAGACUGUAGUUCCAGUUGGAACAGAAUUUGUCAAUUAGAACCGAUUUUGAUGGUCUUUUUAAACUGGUUUCUCUUAUCACAUUAUGGAAACAUAUUGUUUACAAUAUGGAAUUCUGCUUGCUGAAUUUAUUUGGCAGGGACUGAUUAUGGAUUUAUAUGGAAUUUAUAUGUAGAAAACAUUUUGCUGAAUUUAUAUGGAAUUCUCAGACUAUUAGGACUGAUUGUGGAUUUAUAUGGAAUUUAUAUGUAGAAAACAUAUUGCUGAAUUUAUAUGGAAUUCUCAGUCCAUUAUGGAAACAUAUCAGUUCAAGGAAAAGAAGGUGGAUGCCUGGUUGUGAUGCAACUGGGACUGAAGCAUCCAAAACUUGCAUUUCUAUGUUGCCAAAGCUCAUCAAAUUCAACAUUCCCUUAUUCUGAUUCCGGUCUUGACUGUCAUGCUUCAUUAUGUGGUUUAAAAUUUUGUUGUAUGGACAAAGUUUGAGCCAGUUUAAAGUUUGAUUCUACAUCUAUAGUUUGUAGUUUGUAUAUUAGCACUGAAGGGAAAUAGCCUAAAAUUGUACUUUUGCUGAUUGGAGUUUCUCUUUUUUGUUCUUGAACAGGAGUAAAUGACAAGUGAUCAAUAUAAACCACAUCCUCUAUUCUAGUAUGGCAUUGGAGUCUCUACCUUUGAUUUGUAAUACACUUUCAAUGAAGCUUGAUGAUUUUAUCGACACUGCACCGACAUAAAUCCACUGGAAUUUAGUAUUACAUGUUGUUGGUGUUUAGUGCAGGCUCUACUCUGGUGCUGAUUUGGAAGCUACUUAGUGUUACAAGUUGUUGAAGCACCUCCUCAGAACACAGUCGUAGCUGCCUCAUCUAGGUUGGGAGUUAGAACAGAGAAAAGCCAUUUUAGCACAUCUUGGAGUUGCUUGUAAGUGAACUGUUUGCAAGUCAUUUUGAAGAAUUGCUUGUAAGUGAUCAAACAACUCAUAAAGAAGUACUGAUGUUAAUGUAUAAUGUUCAAAGGAUUCUUUUUGGGUGACA
Messenger RNA from Musa acuminata AAA Group (dessert banana), 4728 nucleotides. Its product is annotated as V-type proton ATPase subunit c''2. Bases 166 to 690 code for a protein of 174 amino acids. Gene Ontology annotation, cellular component: proton-transporting V-type ATPase, V0 domain; membrane. Gene Ontology annotation, biological process: proton transmembrane transport. The transcript is spliced from 5 exons. NCBI's taxonomy places the organism in Eukaryota, Viridiplantae, Streptophyta, Magnoliopsida, Zingiberales, Musaceae. Gene Ontology annotation, molecular function: proton-transporting ATPase activity, rotational mechanism. The record is from RefSeq and is a predicted model, not a curated record.